Molecule: messenger RNA, 2993 nt
Organism: Amphibalanus amphitrite
Lineage: Eukaryota; Metazoa; Arthropoda; Thecostraca; Balanomorpha; Balanidae
Product: bifunctional arginine demethylase and lysyl-hydroxylase JMJD6-like
Exons: 4
Coding region: 687-1658 (323 amino acids)
Source: RefSeq, a predicted model, not a curated record
UGUAACACAACCUUGCGUGGCUCAACAGGUGGUUGAGUAUAUUGAUAUGUGUUGUCAUUGUCACUUUUCUUAGAAGCAUGUCUGCUUUCCUUUCACAUAUUUAUUUUGUGAAUUUUUCCAGUUUUUAUGGGUGGAAAGGGUAGUUGCCCUGUAGUUAUUCAAAUUGCAGUGUGCUGCAUUUGCACUUGAUUUUACUGUAUUAUGUCAACUUAAAACCACUAAGAAAAAAGUUAUAUUUUUUGCUGUUAGGGACUCCAACACCCCAAAAAUAGGUAAUCAAUGUUGGAUAGAUGGCAAUUUUUAUUUUUGAACUAAUAUCUGUUCAUCAAUUCCGUUCUACAUUGCCUGGCCUAAGAAUAAGUCUAAAGGGCAGAAUCAGAAUGAUAUUGUGAAUUGACCAUGUGGCAGAAAAUGUUAAAAAAAUUGCAUUUGGUUGACUUGGUUUCUCAUCAGUAAACCCUCUUAAGCAAUGAGGCUGGAUGCAGAUUGCAGUUAGACUGUGACUUUUUAGAUGUUUUUGUGAAGGCUGAAGUCUUGCAUCUAUACCUAUCCAUUCACUUACCUGCUUUCACCAUUUAUGACUGUGUUGCAGAGUCCACCACAUACAAAUACAAAUGCAUGAGCAAUAAGCAUAUCACAUCUCAUGGUCAUGUGAUAGCUGCUUGUGGCAGAAGCAAGUCACUAGAAUGGGAGAGUGCCACAGAAUGCGGCACUUGCCCCACAACUGCUUCGCCAUGAGGAAGACGUGCCUCCAACUGCUUCAGGGAUGCAGCCAACAGCAGCUUCUCUUCUGGAGAAACUACCUCACUGCUGACAGCCAACAGCAGAAAUCACAGCAGCCUGAACUUCCACAGACCGUUCUAUCCUUUCUGCUGCUCCUUUCCAUUACUACAGUGCUCAUUCUCGUCACCUGGCCAUGCUUGCGUCAAUCCCUGGGCACCAAUCCCUGCCUCGUACCAAACAACUUCGCCCUCAUGGAGACCACCCGGCCCAUCUCCAGCUGCGACAUCUGUUCAGCAGAGCUGCCCGUCCGCCUGCACCGUCCCGACCGCGCCGGGUUUGCCGCACACGCCUACCGCGGCCGGCCCGUGUUGGUAAGCGGCGCAACCGAGACAUGGCCGGCGCGGCGGCGCGUCAACCUCUCCUUCUUACGUCGCCUGUACGCGCGAGUCGGCGCAAACGCUUCCUCUGUAUCGGAGGACGGGUGCCAGUUCCUGGCGUUCCGCUCGCCGCUGGAGUCGCUGGAAGAGGUGCUGGAGGGCAGGGUGGAGGCCGCAGCGGAUGGUCCGCCCUGGUAUAUCGGCUGGAGUAACUGCGACCCGCGCGUGGCCGCCAUGCUGCGCGGUCUGUACAGCUGGCCCGAGCUCCUGCCAGAGGAGGGAGAGGGCUCAGCGGUGGACUGGAUCUUCAUGGGCACGCCCGGACAGGGCACGGCAGUGCACAUUGACAACGUGCACCGUCCGUCGUGGCAGGCACAGAUCGCUGGGUCCAAACGCUGGCGUCUCUUUCCACCUCCCGAGUGUGAGAAAGUCUGCCGGCCGAUCACCGUGGACGUCCACCCGGGCGAUAUAUUUCUGCUUGAUACCAACCAGUGGUAUCACGGCACCGAGGUCAUCGGUAGAGAAAUGUCCAUCACCAUUGGUUCAGAGUACGACUGAGCCGACAAAUGUGAGACAUUUAGUCGUUGCAGAUGUGGAGAAGAAUUGUGGCAUCAUUGGUGGCAAGUGUCUUUCGGUGGAGCCUUUUUCACCGCUCGUCGCUGCUGUCUCACUGUGUGUUGUGAAAUUUGUACCACUAUUGAUGCUGUAGAGCAUACGCCCUGCGUUGUUCGAAGCUUUUGAGCCUGUGCGAUCCUUUUUUGUACCGCCGUUCCUGCUCUAAAUAUCUCGCAUAUGCCUAUAUUAUUCAUUGCACAAUGCACAUGAAAGGAAAGUAUCUCAAGAGUAUCAGUAUUGAUUGCGCGCUAAGCGGCUUCAAGCGCUAUACUAGGCUAGAUGUUAUAUUUUACCAACUGCGUUUCCGAACGUUGUGACGCUUGUUAUACAAUAUUGCUAUGCAACAACUACAAUAAGAUUCAGAAAGGUGAUCUGAUGCACCAAUCUCAUAACCCCCAAAAGGGGCCAAAGGACCAAGUGCUAAGUCCUAUUUAUCUGUAGCAGCCUGGUCCGUUUUAACACUGCUCUAGUCCCUCGAGUCAUUUUAUGCAAUGUGAUAAAUUCGUUUAGAAGAAUGCUGGAUGAAAUGCGCGAAAUGUACUGCAUUGCCGGCAAUAUGCCUAUUGUUUGUUGUGGUUCUCAUUGGGAAACUGAGGGUAGCUAGGCCGUUUGGUUCCAAGGCAUACAUUGUCAGAACAUAUUGCAUUAUGACUAGCCAUUAUGCCUGUCAUCAAAUACGCCGGCGUGACCGUUAUAUCGUCUUCCAUUGUACCCAACAUCGGACAAAGAACGGCAUGUGAAAUGGUCAUUAGCAGGUUACUUUCAUCUAGCAUUUUAGCUUAACUUCGCGGUAGCUUGCUGUAGUUUUUAUGACAUGUAGUGCAUAUUUUCAAUGUUGCACUGAUGACUGCUAUGAACGUAUGUUAUUUGCGCGCUAUAGAAAAGUCAAGAUACGAGUCCUAAUAUCGCUGCCGUGUUAUUAUGCUAAUGUUUCUCGCAUGUUUAGGGCGGCUUUGAGGCGCGAAUUACGCUUGCAACGCCAACGAAGCCUCUGUUAAAGCGUUUACUAGCACAGCAAUGUUUGCUGCCGCCUGCAUUAUUUAAGCACUUCCGUAUUAUUUUUCUAGUCACAAGUUGCACGACCUUGUGUAUGAACCCACCGUCCAAUGACAUCUGUAUUGUCUAGUCUUCCGCUGCAAAGCACAAGUCGUUUGCUGAGCUUCCUGGCGUCAAUUUCUGUGACGUUCUGUGAUUGUGUUACCGUCACAUUUGUAACUGUUGGGGUGACUGUUUGGCUUGAUAAAGCGCAGAAAUAAAACUCAUGUAUGUCAAAUGUUA